Molecule: messenger RNA, 3750 nt
Organism: Eurytemora carolleeae
Lineage: Eukaryota; Metazoa; Arthropoda; Copepoda; Calanoida; Temoridae
Product: zinc finger protein 592
Exons: 13
Coding region: 242-3469 (1075 amino acids)
Source: RefSeq, a predicted model, not a curated record
GUAAUGAUACCUCAAUGUCGUCUGACUAAAACAAAUGUCGUUUUCUUUAACGAAUAAUGAACCAAUGAGAGAAAAGCUCAGAUAUAUGACCAAUCAGAGCUCAUCAACAGUUUAUCUCUGACCAAUAGGAAGCUCGGAAUUACCUCUUUUCAGCUGUCUGCAGAGUUGCAAAAAUAUGGAACAUGUAAACAAGAUAGGGCUUGGCUCAAAAUUAAGUUUUAUCAAAGAUAACUGAUUGACGAUGGAAACGGAGGAUGAAACGGGUAAAAUUGAUGCUAUAGAAUUGGCCAUGGACGAUUUGACGAAAUCCCCAGGUCAAGUCAUCGACGAAUUCUCCGUGGUCGACCCGUUUCUCGACGAAGCUUCUGAUCAAGAACAAGAGGAACUUUCGAACGACGCUGUCGAGAUAACAGAUGACGCAGUAUACAUUCCGAGUGAAAAAGAAUUUUCUACAAUUUCGGAAGAUUGCGAAAACGUCAAUAAUUGCGAAAAAUCAAUUAAUGCAGAGAUGUGCAAAUCUUCAAUUGAAGAUGAAGCGACAUUGAAAGAAAUUUACAAUGCAGCCUUUGCCGACAGUAAAACUAGAAACGAAAUUUCUGAUACUUUAGACGUUGUGUCUGAACCAAGUGAUGGCUUUGAUGGUUUGAACGGAAAGCUAAAUGGAACUACUGCUUUACUGAAAGACAAUGAAGAAAGCAAUAGAACUAUGAGUUCGCUUGAUGAUAAGGAACAAAUCAACAGAACUACGGUUGCAGUGGGGGAAAAAGCAUCAAUUAAUGGAACUACUUCUCCGGUUCUGAAUAUAAUCAGUGCUAUUAAAGAUGAAGGAAAAGAUUCAAUGUUGCAGAAACAGGUCUCAUCAUUCCAAGAGAGUUUUGAACGUUGUAUUAGGUCUUGUUCAGUUGAUAUUGGGAAUUUAAAGACUCCAAUACCCAAAAGUACUCCACUGCCCCUAAAGGAACCUCCUGUUGCCCCUAAACCUACCCAAUCUAGAGGAAAAGAAAUCAAGGCAUCAGAUCCCAAGGCCCCUAAACCCUGCACACGUCAGCUAAGAGAAAGGCCUGGAGAAAGUGGAAACGAAGCAAUAAAAGAGAAAGUAGAAAGUAACGCAGAAACAUGGAGAAUAGAUUAUAUAAGAGUAGAAACUGAAGAAAAGAAGCCAAAGAAAAAGAAAUCUAAAUCUGGAAAGAAGAAAGAGAAAGUGAAAGCUUCAGAAGUUCCUCUGACCGUGAAAGAUGAAUAUCCCAGAAAGUUGACAAUAGCACUGGCGUCUUCUAAACCAAGCAUAGCCGAUACCAAGAAGGAAGAUGUUAAGAAGGAUUUAACCGUGGAUUGGGAGAAAAUAUUCUCGUUUACUCCUUCUACUGAUCAUGCAGCUUACAUUAAACUUCUUCUCCAAACCUCAACCACGCCCAGAGUUCCUAAAGUUUCGAAGUUUGCAAGCUCUGAACUAUUGGAACACCUGUCCGUUGCCGAGCUUGACACCGAUCCUUGUCCUGGUUGUGGGGAUAGAUUUCUACUCCCAUCAUCUUACUUUCAGCAUAUAUACAGAAAAAGCGUUGAGAUUCGCUUCAAGUGCACCUUCUGCAACCAACCGAUGAGAUUCACCAAUAAAUGCCUUCUCCGAAUCCACCUUCUCUUCCAUUUACAGAGCAGCACAGAGACGGUUUCCAUACCAGUCCAGGACCUAGAGAUAGCGUCCCUAACUCAAUCUGAACCGAAGAAUAAAUUUGAAGAUCUAUUUCCCCUUCAUCGGAAAUCUAUGAAGGAACUGACCCCUGCUAGCCUAUUCCAGUGCCUGGAGUGCCUGAAUACCUAUUCUGAAGACGAGCUUACAAACCACCUCCUGAACCCUGGUGGUCAACUAAAGUCCUCUCUACACUGUGAUAUCUGCGGGAAAUAUUCUCCCUCAAAAUGUAGUUUUUCAGCACACAGAAGGAUUCAUGAGAAGAAGCCCCCGUUUGUUUGCCCUGAGUGCUGCCAGGAGUACAGUACAUGGAGUAUAUUCAGAAACCAUAUUUCUCGAUCCUGUUUUCAUGAUACCAAAACUCUAGUCUACUCUUGCAUUAUGUGCUGUAGUUCUUUAUCCUGUCAACAACAGCAUUCCGAGUCAACCAGCGCUGGGAAUGUGCAGAAUACAAAUGGGCAUUCCACCAUGUUUGUUUCACCUUCCGCCGCCAUUUUAAUUUCCCACGUGGUAAAUGCGCAUACAAAACAAUUCUACAAAUGCGCGGAGUGUCCCAGAGCUUUUCAGUCCAAGGAUAAGUUCGUUCAGCAUGCCAAAACUCAGCAUACAGGGCCUGGAACCUUUAAGAUUCUCUAUAAAUCUUCUUCCAAAUCAUCCAUGUUUUUUAGUGAUGUUCUACAGCUAAAAUCCCAUUUAGAAGCCGAGAUGAGCUUUAAUGUAGUAUUUCAAUACCGCUGUAACAGAUGCCAAGAAAUCUUCGAAAGCAAAGAUAGUUUUCGAACUCACACAACCGGAUGUACACACAACUUCACCAUGGAUGAUCUGUACAAUGAUAAACCCGUUGAGGACAAGUAUGUCGAAGUCCUCAACGAUCUAAGACGAGUGCGUGAGGAUAUAAAUUGUAAAGGAUGUUGGAAACAUGGUAGAAACUUCAAGAACCAUAUUGAUAAACAUCACACUGUGCCUCUAGUGUCACCGCCAACCACUGCGCCGCAAAAAGAAGAAACCCCAGAUCAGGCCCGACAAACUAGAAACACUAAAAGAUCAUCAGAAACUGAGAAAACGGACAACAAAAAGCGUAAAUCUGAUACCUCUCCACUAAAAAUGAAAAUAAAGAUAGUCCCUGAGCAAGAUUUUAGUCCGCUCUCAGCCAGCACAAGUUCAACUGCUACUCCUAGUAUGAAAGGAAAGACCAAAAUCAAGAUGGCGGAAUCUGUUAAAUCCUCAUCACAGUUUUCAACCUUAGGAAUAGAUGUUCCCUCGGACAAGGAACUGCUGGCAUUAAACUCUCUAAAGAAUCAGGACGCAUUUAGCCAGGGUUCAACUGUUCUACAGGUUAAGGAGAAGAACGUCUGCCAGGUGUGUUCGGCAAGGUUCAAUACUAGGGACCAGUUUCAGGUUCAUAUCCGGGUGCAUUACAAGCUAGAGAGUUUUCAGUGCAAGGAGUGUGGAGCUAGUUUUGCAACGGACCCGUCUUGGCGGAAACAUCUGUUGCUAAUCCAUCGAAUUAAAAAACCUGAACCUGACAUGUACUGUGAGGAUUUACAGAUUCACGGAGUUGGCGCAUUUUUAGAUGAAGAUUAUUACGAGAGCGAAGCUCUGGAAUUCGAUUUGGAUGAUCAUACAACUGUAGUUGAUCAUGAGGGUGAAGAUGAUCAUGAUCACAAUGAGGAAGCACUCGACGUGGAACACGAUGAUGAAGAGGGGGCUGGAAAUGACUCGGAUUCAGAGUGCGAUCGUCUUGUGAUUGAUACUGGUGAUGAAACGGUAAAAAAUAUCUAAUCUAACAAACAAAAAACGUUAUAAGAUAUGAAAUUUGCAUUGUAAUGCAAUACAUGAAACAGUUUAAUUGUACAUACAAACUUUACACUAUUAUAUAUCUACUUGUUAUAUUUAUACAUCAGUUUAGAUAUUUUUAUGUAUUAAUUUGUUCUAGUCGUUUUCCUGUUAAAACUCGUGAUAUAUUUUCGUUUUGUUUUUUUGAACUGAUUCUCCACUUUAAUUGUUAAGCUAUCAGUAAAAUAACAAUAAAAACCGUGUGUGUAAUCUAUCCAAGUUUAAAA